GCCGAUUCAACGUGCAACGUGCAACUGCGAUUCCUACAGUUUGUGAUCACGAGUACUGUACAGCCAAUACCAGUGCAUGAGCAAUUUGCAUGAUACAACAAUCGUACUGAGCUACGGAACAAUUCCAGCUUCGCGGGUACACCAAAGCCGCAGCAAAGCUUGUUCAAGUCGCCCAGCACAUCUCACCAUCACCGAACGCCAUGGCAACACAAACCAGAAUUCAUCUGAAGCCACUCCAGGCGAUCGAUCUACCGUCUCACAAGAACAUCCCAUCUGAUCAAGCUGGCGGCACGCUUCCGAACCUACAAACUUUCCUGACAGAAGUGCUCGCGGAAGGUGACGGAUUCCUGACCACAACCCUGCACGAUCAAAAUGUAUUCAAGCUCGGGGACGUCAAGCACCAAUCCCCAGCGACCGCAUCAAUUCAGAUACGUUCUGCUGUAAUUCCGCACCAGCCGACAGAGAACUGGUAUGCCCGAACCAGCAUUCACGAAGAUGCCUCCAAGGACGGCACUGCCACUUGGGCAGAAUUCGAUGGCCACCUACGAGCCAACCACAGCAACUACGAAAAGGAGUACACGCCGUCCGUAGUCUCUGCCCACAAGGAGUACUCCUGGGAGCAAGAUCUGCAAGCCUUUGGAGCUACUGCGGGCAACUGGCAGGACAUCACGAUGGAGAUCCGACUGAUGCGCCACAAGAUGCCUGUUUUCUUCUUGAAAGACAGAGAGUUCAGAGUGCUCGUUGUCACAGCUCGAGCGCAGGACCAGGACAAAUUCAUAGUCGUGCAAAUUCCCGUGGCGCGCAACGCCAUCCCAGAGACCGUAUCGCAGGCCGGACAACAAGCCGUGGAUGCGAUCUAUUGUAGCGUAGAACUCGGCGAGCUACACGAUGGUCAGAUCACCUGGUCCAUGGGCACGGCCAGUGACGCAAAGGGUGUCUUGCCAAUGGCAGUGCAGAAAACGCAGAUGGCCAACGCAGUCGCCAUCGAUGUCAGCUACUUCAUCAAGUGGCGCAUGGAAAAGCGCAACUCAUAGGCCAUUUGCUUGAGGUACAAGAAUAGGAGAGCUCUCUCGUCAGACGUCGUAGGUGAUCGCGGACAGAUGGAGUGCAUAGAUGGAUUGAUCAGCCAGCAUGAAGUACUGAG
Cercospora beticola is the source of this 1144-nucleotide messenger RNA. Its product is annotated as SRPBCC family protein. The record is from RefSeq and is a predicted model, not a curated record. NCBI's taxonomy places the organism in Eukaryota, Fungi, Ascomycota, Dothideomycetes, Mycosphaerellales, Mycosphaerellaceae.